Molecule: messenger RNA, 1335 nt
Organism: Bipolaris victoriae FI3
Lineage: Eukaryota; Fungi; Ascomycota; Dothideomycetes; Pleosporales; Pleosporaceae
Exons: 3
Coding region: 1-1335 (444 amino acids)
Biological process (GO): mitochondrial magnesium ion transmembrane transport
Cellular component (GO): mitochondrial inner membrane
Molecular function (GO): magnesium ion transmembrane transporter activity
Source: RefSeq, a predicted model, not a curated record
AUGCGAAAGCUGGCGCAGUUGCAACCGCCGCCCCCACCACCAGACGACUCGUCCUCUAGUUCUUCAGGAUUCGGAAGUAGUCUGGGACGUAUAAUGCGGCCGACCAACGAGCUAAAGAUGCGCUGUACGGAAUUGGACGAGCACGGCAACGUCACGCUGGUCAGCGGAGAAUUUAAGAAGAGCGAACUGAUCGCAAAGUAUGGUCUUCUCCCGCGCGACCUUCGCAAAAUCGACUCCUCGCUCCUCCCACAUAUUCUAGUCCGACCAUCUGCGAUUCUCAUAAACCUCCUCAAUCUCCGCGUAUUACUGAAGCACAAUCGAGUCCUCGUAUUUGACGCAUACGGCACUACAGAUUCGAAAUCGCAGUCAGUCUUCAUGUACGAUCUCGACCUACGGCUCCGUCAAAAAGAAUCGACCCUCAACGGCACCCUUCCAUAUGAGUUUCGCGCACUAGAAGCCGUCCUGAUCAGCGUAACCUUAAGCUUGGAAAAGGAGUUCGAAGGGGUCAGCGAACCAGUUGUGAGAGUCCUCCGGGAACUUGAGGAAGACAUUGACCGAGACAAGCUCAGAUAUCUGCUGAUUUACAGCAAGAAGCUGGGCAGUUUUGAGCAAAAAGCACGAUUGGUUAGGAACGCACUGGAAGAAUUACUCGAAGCAGACGAUGAUCUCAGCGCCAUGUACUUGACUGAAAAGGCAGAGGGCAAGGUACGACAAGACGACGAUCACACCGAAGUCGAGAUGCUCCUGGAAUCGUACCAUAAGGUCGCCGAUGAAAUUGUGCAGGCAGCCGAGAACUUGGUAUCGAGCAUCAGGAACACAGAGGAAAUUGUCAAAGCCAUUCUAGACGCCAACCGCAACUCGCUUAUGCUUCUCGACCUCAAAUUCUCCAUCCUCACCCUCGCAAUCACAGCUGGUACCUUUGUCGCAGCCCUCUACGGCAUGAAUCUCAAGAACUUUAUUGAAGAAUCGGACUACGGUUUCUAUGGCAUCAGUGCUUGGUGCUCCGUGUUCGGCGCUCUCGUCGCAGUUUACGGCUUGCUUCGCCUGCGCAAAGUCCAGAGAGUGAGCAUGUACGGACAUGGCCCUGGUGCGCUCGUUACUCGGGAGCCGACGAGACCAGUAGUAGCUGCAGGAGGAGGAUGGGGUCUGGGGGCUUGGGGUGGAGGCAGCAGGAAUGGUGUCAGUAGGGGAGACAGUAUUAUGCCUACAGGAGCGGAUCUAACUGGUAUGCCAAAGCGAAUGGACACGUUUACCAGUGUCCUAGAAAGAGAGAGGGCAAUGGCACGGAAGAUGGCAAAGGGUGAUGCCAGAGGAGAUGACGCGAAGAGAUUCUGA